AUGGGUGACGAGCACGCUUCUCCAGAAAUGGACCACGAUGGGGCCGAUCAGUUCCAGAAUGGCAAAGAUCGUGAGCAAGACUUCGACCAGGACAGCGGCGACCACGGCAACGGCUUCGCGCCUCCAGCAUUUCGGGGACGUGGCGGGUUCCGCGGACGUGGUGGCUGGAGCGGACCUCCGCGAGGUGGCCCCGAAGACGACUUUGAGCCGCCAUAUGGCGGACCACCACAAGGAGGCUUCCGUGGCGGCUAUCGAGGUGGACACGGCGGUCCCGGUGACGAGUUCUCAGGCCCUCCUGGAGGAUUCAGAGGUCGCGGUGGUUUCCGUGGCGGUCCUGGAGGAAUCCCCUUCACAUCUCGUCCAGCAAAUGGCCCACCCGGCGGCCCACCUGGCCCAUGGCGCGGAGGCCCUCCCGGUGGACCCGGCGGCCCGCCUGGCCCCUUCCGCGGUGGCCCUCCCGGUAUGAUGCGAGGUCGUGGAGGGUAUUUCUUCCAUCCACCGGUCACUAUUACGCCUUCAGAUCGUUUGAAAAAGUUGGCUGGCUGCUUGCCUACAGAAGAAGUCUGGGUGGAGACGCAAUCGCCUGAGGGAAAGCCGUACUUCUUCCACGCCGUCACUCGCGAGACUGCAUGGGAGCGACCGGAGAAUGCGAAACUGGUAACCCAGGAGGAGUUAACCGACCUCCUCACCCGUGCCACCGAAGAGGAAAAGGCCGAACGUGAGCGUGCUGGUCCUCCGAUGAUGCCUCCUGGCCCUGGCGGCCAUGGAUUCCCGCCCAUGGGCGGCCCUCCUGGCGGCUAUCCGCCCCCUGGCAAGAUCGACGAGGCUUGGCAAGAAUUCACAGCUCCUGACGGACGCAAAUACUACUUCAACCAGAUCACCCAAGAGAACACAUGGGAGAAGCCGAAGGCGCUCAAGGUCCGCGAAGCUAAUUUCGGCAUGCCAACGGAAAUGGACGAAGCCACAUUGGCCGCUAGGGAGAAGGCUCAGCAAGCUCUGGCCGAAGUGCAACUUCGCCUUGCUGAGGCAGCCAAGAACAAAGAAGAGCGUGCUCCCUUAACUCAAGUUUCUACCAAGCAGAACCAGGACAAGUCGCGCCCGGUCACCAGCACCCCAAUUUCCGGCACGCCGUGGUGCGUGGUGUGGACGGGGGACACCAAGGUCUUCUUCUACAACCCGUCGACUCGCACGUCUGUCUGGGAGCGGCCACCGGAUCUCUAUAAUCGUGCCGACGUGGAUGAGCUCAUUUCCAAACCGCCGAAGGUGGAAAAACAAAUUCCCCCGGCUACUGAAGCUCCUCUCAUGUCGCCUGGUACCGAGGAGAGUGAUGAUGACGAGGGAACCGGGCCAACGCCUGCCAAGAAGAGUCGGAAAGAGAAGAAGCGGGAAGCCGAGCUGCGAAAGCAACUGGCUGCUCAGGAGGCAGCAAAGGCUGCGAAGCAACCCGUACGCCAGAUGCUCGAGAAGGAGCCGGAUCCGGCGAUCCAAGCCGAACUGGAGGCCCAGCGCAAGAGGAACCAGGUUCCGCUGGAGGAGCGCCUCAAACAAUUCAAGGAAAUGCUCGUCGAAAAGGAUAUCGCUACCAACAGCACUUUUGAGAAGGAGCUGUCAAAAAUUGUCUUUGACGGACGUUACUUGCUGCUGUCCGCCAACGAGCGUCGCGCUGCUUUUGAAGCUUUUGUCAAGGAGAAAUCUGAGAAGGAGCGUGCCGAGAAGAAGAAACGUGCGAAGGAGGCCAAAGACAAGUUCCAAGAGUUGCUUCAGGAGGCUGAGCUACAUGGAAAGUCCUCGUUCUCAUCUUUCUCGUCCAAGUUUGGCAAGGACCCGCGCUUCAAAGCUGUCGAGAAGAUGCGUGACAGGGAGGACAUGUUCAACGAGGUCGUAGGUGAGAUCCACAAGAAAGAGAAGGAGGAACGACGCGAAAAGAAGGAAAAGGCGAAGAAAUCCUUCCUCGAACUCCUGGGAGAGCAAGGAGGACUGACCCGCAAGUCGAAAUGGAAGGAAGUGAAGAAGGGGAUCGAAGAGGAUGAACGCUACAAAGACAAGCACCUGGACAGCUCGGCCCGAGAAGCACUGUUCAAGGAAUACACCGACAAGCUUGGUGAUGAGACACUUUCCGACCAAGAGGAAGAGCAGGCUCGCGAGAAGCGUCUUGCUACCGAGGCUGCCUUGGCCAGACGUCAAGAGGAGGUCGAAGCUGAACAUGGCGACCAAAUGCAAGAGAGAAGAAAGGAGUUGGAGCGCCACAAGCGUGAAGAGCACGAACAGAACUUCCGGGCCAUCUGCAGCGAUUUGAUAAAAUCCGCCGAUGUUUCAUGGCAUGACGGCAAACGCACCCUCCGCAAGGACAACCGCUACGAGGAUUGCGACAUGUUGGACAAGGGCGAAAAGGAGAAGAUUUUCGGAGAGCACAUCAAGGCACUUGACAAGAAGCGCAGAGAAGCAUUCAAGAAACUCCUUAGCGACCACGAGACCAUCAACCAAAAUAUGCGAUGGAAAGAGGCCCGCAAGGUUAUCGAGAAGGAAGAAAUUUUCCAAAAGUGCCUCGGCCAACUUUCUGAGAGGAAAAUUGAGCGAGAGUUCCGUGAUUGGGUGGAGGAGCGACACGAGAAGUCGAUCAAGGACUUCAAGGACCUGCUCAAGGAGACGCCCAUCAUCACCUACGAAAGCAAGAAAAAGAUGGAGGAGAACGAGCAGCACUUGAAGGAUAUUUUGGCCGUUCUGGAGAAAGACAAACGUUACCUGUUGAUGAAGGACUCUGGUUCCGAGCGGGAUCGUAUCCUUGAAGAUUAUGUCGACAAGCUGGCGCGAAGCGGGCCGCCUCCACCACCCACUGCACAAGAGGGACGACGC
Mesorhabditis spiculigera is the source of this 2853-nucleotide messenger RNA. The record is from the annotation of a GenBank genome assembly. NCBI's taxonomy places the organism in Eukaryota, Metazoa, Nematoda, Chromadorea, Rhabditida, Rhabditidae.